This is a messenger RNA of Penicillium taxi, 828 nucleotides long. RefSeq names its product putative GINS DNA replication complex subunit Sld5 (gene sld5). Gene Ontology annotation, cellular component: GINS complex. The record is from RefSeq and is a predicted model, not a curated record. Bases 1 to 828 code for a protein of 275 amino acids. Lineage: Eukaryota; Fungi; Ascomycota; Eurotiomycetes; Eurotiales; Aspergillaceae. Gene Ontology annotation, biological process: DNA-templated DNA replication; double-strand break repair via break-induced replication. The transcript is spliced from 2 exons.
AUGGAUAUCGACGACAUCCUCGCGUCCGUUGACCACGGCGUAGGCUCAAGCCUAGAGUCCGCUGCCCUAGACCACCAACUCUUAACAAGGUUUUGGGUCGCCGAGCGCGCGGUCUCAGAAGUCCUCCCAUGGCCCGCACCACUGAUGGAGCGAAUGAUGGACCGAGUAAGACUGCAAAUUGAAACUAUCGAAGACCUCGCCGCCUCCUCCGCAGACACAGACCUAUCAACAAACCACAACCAAAGCUACAACCCAAAUCUAAACCUCCGCCUCUCAAUCCUACAAACUGAUCUUGCCCGCACGCAAUAUAUCCUUCGCAGCCUCCUCCGCCAACGACUGGCAAAGCUCUCAAAACACAGCAUGCACUACCUAGGGCUCCUAGCCUCGCGCAAUAAAAACCCACUAACGCAAUCCCAAUCCCAAUCCCAAUCGCAGUCACAGACGCAGAAUCCAAAUGCCCAGCCCGAAGACUCGGUGCCGGACAUCUCGACUGUGACGGACUUCUCCCCGCUCUCGGAGCAGGAGUCGACCUUUGUGCAUGCGCAUCAGACGCUGUUAGCGGGUUACUACGGUGGUUCAUUUAUGGGCGCGUUCUCGCCGCAGUUGAGGCGACUGGAUGAUAAUGCUGGUGGGACUAGUAUGGUUCAGGGACCUGAGUCUAAAGAGGUCGUAUUUGUGCGCUGCCUCGGUGCUCAUGUUCCUGUCGUUUUUGUUGGGGAGGAGGGGGAGGAAGAUAUUGGGGUUACGAUGCGAAUGGGGGAUGUUUGGGUUACUAGGUGGGAGGGGGUUAAGGGUGCUUGGAUGAAGGGGGACGUGGAGUUGUUAUAG